Molecule: messenger RNA, 2706 nt
Organism: Marchantia polymorpha subsp. ruderalis
Lineage: Eukaryota; Viridiplantae; Streptophyta; Marchantiopsida; Marchantiales; Marchantiaceae
Source: the annotation of a GenBank genome assembly
CGCGGCCUCGGCACGAGCUUUGGUCGUUGGUCGGCCCACUAAUUAAUUACACAGCUAAUUUAGAUUAACCUUUCGGCUUAGUGUAAAUUAAAUCUCGUCGAAUCGUGUAAUGUUUAAGCGAAGACCGAGGAUUAAAAAAUCAUCUCCAUGUACGAGAACCUCUCCAUGUCAUGGCUUUUCAUGUCGCGGAGAGACGUGAAAUUGCCUGAUACAAUAACCGAUGGCUCGGAUUAAAGCCCGCUGAUUAAAUUACUGACCGCUAAAUUAAACAAAAACUGGACGAAAUUAAAGGUUUUGAGUUUUUGAUGUUACGAUAUUCGAUCGAGGUGUUUGUGCAUCGCACGAGCGGAGCUCGGAUUUCGUGAUAUUGUCGAGAUUGAUCCGGUUGGUCGUUGGGUCGAUCGAUCAGGAGAGAGGCGGAGUGAGAUUUUCGGGAAAGAGAAGGAGGGGUGAGUGAUGCAUGGCAGGAAGCGAAUUCCGAUCGGCCAGGCGGCCGACAAGGGCAAGGAUCAGACGAAGACGAACAAUUUGAAAAAAUUGCUGUCGGAUUUUCUCCGGAAUCAUCACGAGAGAUGUUACUCGAAAGAGGCGUUGAAGCAGAAUGCGCAGCUGCUGGAGCUCAACCCUGAGGUUUACACGGCCUGGAAUUACAGGAAGCUCGCUGUGCGGCAUCUCUUCGAGUCUGAGAUCGACGAAGCUGCACGAAAACUUAUUCUCGAUGAGGAGCUUCAGCUGGUGGAGCGAGCGCUGCAAUCCAACGUCAAAUCUUACGGAGCUUGGCACCACCGUAAAUGGGUCAUUGAUUUUGGAUUGUCAUCUUUGGACCAUGAAUUUAUGCUGCUGAAGAUGCUUCUGAAGGCUGACUGCAGAAAUUUUCACGGAUGGAAUUACAGAAGGUUCUGCGUAGAGAUGAAAGGCAUGACUCCAGAGAAGGAGCUGGAGUAUGCAACUGAGAAAAUCAAUGAGAACUUCAGUAAUUACUCCGCUUGGCACUAUCGCAGUAAACUUCUAUCACCUCUGAUAAAAGGUAAAGAGAACAAGGAGGAUGUCUUGAACGAAGAAUAUAGGCUUGUGAAUCAAGCCUAUUUCACAGAACCAGAUGAUCAAUCUGCUUGGUUUUACAACACAUGGCUUCUGGGGGAGACGAAGAUAGAGUCCGGGCCACAUGUAGUAGGGUCGUGGCCAGAAGAUGGCUCUUCAAUUUCUGUCGAUGCUCAGGAAGGCUCUUCAUUUGUGGCUGUUAACUUCAGGACUCCUUUGGAUUCUGAGCACAGGUUUGAGUCUCGUACUUUGACUCUCGUAAUUUACUUCAAUGAGGAAUUUUCCGACGUAGCUGCCACAAUAAGAUCUAAGCCAGAAUUGCCACAUUUGAGUGAGGUACAGUGGAGGUCAGUCUCUGGUACAGAGGCGCCUUCAAGGGCAUGGCUAGCAGACAUCCCCGUACAGUCCUUCGCGGAAACAGAGUACACUUUUUUUGUGGAAGUGUCGUCUCCUAAGGAAUGUCAAAAUACACCAAUCAGUUUCAAGUUAAAAUAUACAAAGCGUGGCACAAGCGAAGUGUCCAGAGAUCAAAACUCGAGAAGCGAGUGUUAUUCCUGGCCAAGUAAAAAGUCAUCAUCAGAUGAGUCUCAAGUAGGGAUGAGGCUUGAACUUGAGCGGUUGACCGUUGAUCCAUCGUCUGCUGAACCUGGCUCCAUCAAACAAGAUCCUACAAGAUAUUUAAGGCGAGACAACUGGCAGGAAACAGUUUUGGAGGAGCAAGUUGAUAUUCUGCGUGAGCUCCUUGAACUGGAAGAAAACAGCAAAUGGACGCUUUUAACGCUUGCUCGAGUUUUAGCAGCACAUGGUGCCUCCCGGUAUACGGAUGAAGUUUUGAAGUUGUACAAACGCUUGCCAGACAUCGACCCAGACCAUGCAGAGUAUUACAAGGCUCAGUACAGCAUCCUGUACGUUGAUAAGAUAACUAGAAGUCCAGAUAUUUUGCAAAAACUCUGGUGGGACGUGGAAGACCGGUUGUCAGCUGGUUGGCUUCGGUGGAAUGGACUUUCUUUGAGCGACUUUAGAUCUGUAGAGAGACUACUCUGGGUGCAGAGACUCGAUUUAAGUCAUAAUCAGCUGCGCACCGUUGAUGGUCUGGAAGCGAUGCAAUUACUGGUUGCAUUGGAUGUAAGCCACAACAAGUUACCGAAUAUAACAUCCCUCGCGUCUUUAAGGCUGAUUCCUAGUCUUCAAUAUCUCAACAUCUCCCAGAAUGAAAUUGGGGAUCAUCAAGUAGACGCCACGAGGUACUCGUUCCCCUCCGUUCUCACAAAUCAGAUGUGUUUCUCUUCACUUUCGAAAGGAAAUGUGAACGCUGAGCGCAGUUGGGAGUUACAAGCUGUAUUUGGAGGUAUGAACUUGAAAGUUUUGGAUAUUGCCGGCAAUUCUGUUGCCAGUGACGAGAUAUUUAGAGAAACGAUUGUGAGAGCACUUCCACAAUUGGAACUUUUGGACGGGGAACAAGUGAAACGUUAGGUGCGUUCAAUUUUUGUUGCCGGUGUGGAGAUCUUGUCAUUUGUAGGUUUCAGUACAUUAUGUUUCAGCCUUGUAAUUAUUCAGCCUCCUCGGUCGACCUUAGGCUGGACACAUGUUCUUUGACGUUAUGAACAGAAUAUAAAGCAAGAGUCUAUUCUCUUUCAUGCAAAUGGUUCCAUUACUGGCAUAGCU